This is a messenger RNA of Cladophialophora yegresii CBS 114405, 3102 nucleotides long. RefSeq lists its product as uncharacterized. Bases 1 to 3102 code for a protein of 1033 amino acids. Lineage: Eukaryota; Fungi; Ascomycota; Eurotiomycetes; Chaetothyriales; Herpotrichiellaceae. The transcript is spliced from 4 exons. The record is from RefSeq and is a predicted model, not a curated record.
AUGCCCCCACACGGGCCCAUCAGUCUUGCGGGCAUCGAUCCUGUCUCUACGGACGGGCGUGCGAGAGCGCGGCAUGCCGGAUCACCAUCGUUACAGCAGCUCAAGGAUGAGAUCUUCGACGUGCUCUCUAUCGCACAAGGCCCAAGCGCGUUCGCUUGUGGUGGUGGCCUGGAAAGCGCCCAGAAUCCGGGACUCUAUCUAGAGGACCACGGCAUCAUCGGAUUGCCACUGUCUCAACAUGAUGCGCAGACCAUCAUCUCGAAGUCCCAGCAAAGCCCCUUCGGCAAGGGUUCGCAAACCAUUGUCGACACCUCGAUCCGAAAGUCAUGGCAGCUCGACCCGUCUCAAUUCACCAUUCGUAACCCCAAAUGGCAGCAAGCAGUCGACAAUGUCGCUAGAAAGAUCCAUGGCGCACUCGUACUUGACAUCGAGCCAGACCGGUUUUCUGCAGAGCUGUACAAGCUGCUCUUGUACGAGCCGGGUGCCUUCUUCAAGCCUCACAAAGACAGUGAAAAGGCUCCUGGCAUGUUCGGGACCUUGGUCAUCUGCCUGCCCUCUGCUCACGAAGGUGGCGAGCUUAUCCUUUCUUUCAAUGGAGAAACCAAAUCAAUCGAGACGGCACCAAAUUCGGAAUUCGCCAUGUCUUACGCCGCUUGGUACGCCGAUGUCCUCCACGAGGUCAAGCCUGUGACCUCCGGAUAUCGACUGGUCCUCACGUACAAUUUGAUACGCCACGGCGCCACCAAAGAAGGGCAAGUGACGCCCGCUAAAACGUUCGAGCACAAGUAUAACUUGGUCGCUGCGUUGACCAGAUACAACGAGUACCUCCAGCGAUUUGAUGACUUGCCCAACUUUCUGGUAUACCGGUUGCAACAUGAGUACACUCAAGCAAGCCUUCGGGCCGAUCUCUUGAAAGGUGCAGAUCUUGGCCAGUUACAAUGCUUGAAGCAGGUGGCAGACGAGCUCGGCUUCGAACUGUACCUUGCUAAUAUGGAGAAAGAAAUCACAAAGACUGAUGAUGGUUACGACAAUCGUCACUAUGGUUACUAUGACGAAGAGGAGGACGAGGACGAGGAGGAAGGAGAGGAGGAGCAGGAGCAGGAGGAGGAAGAACUUAGUCGCUCGAUCACUUUGACUUACAUAGCCGACUUGGCCGGCUCACGAAUGUACCACCCCGUCAACUUUGCACAGUCGGGAAUCGCAGUGGAAGAGGAAAACUUUGUGGACCCUAUCGAUGAAGACGACGAGGAACCUGACGAAGAAGAUCACUCGGGGUACACCGGCAAUGAAGGGUGUACUGCCACUUUUCGGUAUCACAAUACCGUCAUCCUCAUCGUGCCGCCAGCCAGAAAAGUCGAAUUUUUGUAUGAAUGUGACAGGCGCAAUCUUCGAGUGAUUGCGUUAUUGACGGACCUCCGUCAAAAAGCCGACAAUGACCCCACGGCCAAGGAAGAUCUAAUGAAAGUCUGUGAACUCGUACUGGCCAACAAGAACCAAAACCGCUACUGGCGGCAAGAUCAAGAGAACGCCCAGAUUCUCAUACAGGAAGCUAUCGCGUCGGCAUUACAGUGCGAGCGUUUUGACCUUUACGACGGAUUAGUCCAAGGCAUUAGUGAGUCACAAUCACGAGAAGCAUUUCGGCUGCUCGGCCGCCAUAUGGGCUGCGAGGUCCGUCCUGAGAUUGCGCAAAGGAUCGAGGCUGCAUUGAGCUUGACAAGCACUCUGAUUCAGAAACAUGAAUACCUGAUGAUCGUUGAGAAAGGUGUACGGUCAACUUUGCACCCCGACGAGAUGCUCCCCAAACAGUACAGACUCUGGGCUCAGCAGAUGUUGGUCAAGCAGCUUGUGGCAGCUGAAGUUGCCCAGACCCUGUCGAAAGCAGAUGGCGCAGCGCUCGUCCACGUCAUUGGGGAGUGGACUGUGAAGGACGUCCAAGAGCACAUCCUUCCAGCCAUUGCCAAAUGCGGUACUGCAUUCAAAGUUGCUUUCGCAAACUGCCUCGCCGCGCGGGUGGACCAAGUUGACAUAACGACCGAGUUGAACGAAGGAUGCCAGCUAACUUUCAGUCCUCAGGCCUGCGUAAACGUCAGCAAGGCUGUGUACGCAAAUAUUUGGACGUCUUUCGAGUUGGAGUCUCUUCCUGUAAAACCAAUGGCAAACACCAGGCUUCUGAGAAGUGUGUUAGACACAUUUAGCCCUCCUCCCCGACCCACCCCAGCCCCGAGGCCUGAAGAACAUCUCCUCGACGGAAGCGAGCUUGCUAGCUUGUUGAGUCAUACUUCAUCCCUAGGCGUGCUCGCCGAGUCGGAGAUGAAGUCGCGUCUCCAGUCAGCCGUCGAAGCAGCGGACCGCGAGGCCUGCAUUCACACGCUGCUUCCUUUCGUGAAGAUGGUGUUCGAGCAAAAGGUCGAGGCUCUGAAGCUAGAUCCGCACAGCAACCGAGCCUCCGACGCGGACAAGCAUCUGGUGACCGCCAUGCUCGUACGCCUUGUCGUGGCCGGCGUUGGCCGCGAGCCCGCCCGCCCAGGGACUUGGAGCCAACGCAAGGGCGGGUGCAAGUCAUCUUCCUGCAAGGACUGUCCCUCGGUCAACGCGUUCCUUGCCGCACCGGAUCGCAUAGUCGGCAAAUUUCCCGCCAGCAAGCCUCGACGUCACCACCUGCAUACCUAUUUCACUGAUAAAGCAGGCGCCAAUUACUCGGUCACGACUCUCCGGAACUCGAAUCCCAAUGUCUGGCAGAUAACCAAGAAUCCGAGCAAAGCCCAGGCCGACCACGACACAUGGAAGACGAGAAAAGCCGAAGCCAAAAAGAAGAUAAAGGAGCUCGUCAAGACUGGCCGCUUCAACAUGUAUGUUCCGCAGGGUACUGCUCUUGCGAUCAUCGAUGCCGAUGUCACCAAGUUACAUGGCGAGCAAACUCCAGCCGGGGUAUUACCUCUCCAGGCAUCCAGCGCCAACGCCCCUCCCGCUACUCUUUCAAAGAGGCCGGCUGCAGAAGAUCGAGAGUCAGAGAAACUGUCCAAGAAAGCGAAGUCCACGACGAGCAGGGCAGAUCCAGUCAGACCAAGGCAUGGGCUCGUCGAGGUCAUUGACUUGACCUGA